AUGGCGACCGCUCUGGAAACCGUCGAGUCCUUCGUAGAGGGUGCACCCCCUGGCGAGCUCGCCGAUGUCAUAAAUGACAUCAAAGCCUUAACCUUCAACGAACCCGACAUCGUCUCUAAGCUAGGACCCGCCUUCGAGAGAUACAAUGAAGAGCAGUUCGUCACCGCCAAGCUGCCCGGCAGCAGCCAGCACGUCAUUAUCAGCUCCCACAGCUCCCUCGGCGACGGACGAUACUACGAUGUGGAAAGCUCUUCGAGCUUCUCCUUCGAUCACACCACCCAAAAAGCGAGCAAUGUUCAGAGCUACGUGCUGGAAGGUCCCCAGACAGAUUUAGUGAAGUCGACACUAAAGAGCAUAUCCGCAUAUGUCAAGGAACACUUCCCCAACGGUUCAUACGGCGUGUACCCGAUCGAGAACGACACCAAGAUCGCGGUGAUAAUCGUGGCGAACAAAUACAGCCCUAACAACUACUGGAACGGCCGCUGGCGCUCGCUCUACGUCUUCGACCCGGCCGCGAGCACGCUCGAGGGCAGCGUCAAGGUCGACGUGCACUACUACGAGGACGGCAACGUGCGGCUGCUCACGAGCAAGCCCGUCGCGCCCACGUCCGUUUCCGGCGGCACCGGCGCCGCCAUCGCGCGGGAGAUCGGCGCCGCCGAGCGCAGGUACCAGGAGGAGCUGAACCGCGGGUUCACGAGCCUGAGCGAGGGCGCCUUCAAGGGCCUCCGCAGGCAGCUGCCCGUCACCCGCCAGAAGAUCGAGUGGGAUAAGGUCGCUAGCUACCGCGUCGGCCAGGAUAUCGGCGGGGCGGCGAGGAGAGGAUAG
This is a messenger RNA of Daldinia caldariorum, 825 nucleotides long. Its product is annotated as F-actin capping protein, alpha subunit. The record is from RefSeq and is a predicted model, not a curated record. Gene Ontology annotation, biological process: actin cytoskeleton organization; barbed-end actin filament capping. Gene Ontology annotation, molecular function: actin filament binding. Gene Ontology annotation, cellular component: F-actin capping protein complex; actin cortical patch. The transcript is spliced from 5 exons. NCBI's taxonomy places the organism in Eukaryota, Fungi, Ascomycota, Sordariomycetes, Xylariales, Hypoxylaceae. Bases 1 to 825 code for a protein of 274 amino acids.